Messenger RNA from Cantharellus anzutake, 2609 nucleotides. RefSeq lists its product as uncharacterized. The transcript is spliced from 16 exons. NCBI's taxonomy places the organism in Eukaryota, Fungi, Basidiomycota, Agaricomycetes, Cantharellales, Hydnaceae. Bases 136 to 2523 code for a protein of 795 amino acids. The record is from RefSeq and is a predicted model, not a curated record.
UAUAAGUCGGCCGAUAGCAUUUUUGGUGCACCCGAUGCACCUCAAAUCCUUUCAUCCACGCGAGGAUUGCUUUUCACGCUGCACCAGGCUCUACAUGAGCACCUGCAUGCAUGUCAUGGGAUUCAAGGUGCACGGAUGAUCUCGAGUAGUUUCUUUAAGAGGUUACCCCAGAUAUUUCUACGGUGGGAACGGGACAUUCGGCAAACCACAGUACCCGACGUGCAUGGGAUAAUUAUUCUGACAACAAGUAUCACCAACCUGUUAAAAUCGUCGUUGAAUGGGAGUCCUCCAGUGCACCGAGCUUCUUCAAUUACCUACAACCCAAUCCGCAAGGACCCCAGUUCCUUUUUCAUCCCACUUCUAGCACUGAUACGCAAUGUUGUGCUAUCGGUGCUAAGUGAAAUUAAUUCUAGAUCGGAGUCGAUCUUGGAACUUAGUGCGUUGAUCGAAGAUUCAAGGGUGACAGGGGCCGUCAAAUCUGUCUUGAAUGCUAUCAAGAAUUGUUAUACGUGGGUCGAUGAUAUUUUUUGCGCAACUGAUGCACCCCAAGUCCUUUCAUCCACACGAGGAUUGCUUUCCAUGCUACAUUGGGCACUACACGAACAUCUGCAUGCAUAUUAUGGGAUCCAAGGAGCACGGAUAAUUUCGAGUAGUUUCUCCGAGGAGUUACCUCGAGUGGUUCUAACCUGGAGACGGAGCGUUCAGAAGCCUCCGCGAAACACAGCGUUCCGCGUAGAUGGGAUAAUCACUGCGACGACGAGUAUCACCAACCUCGUAAAAUCAUCGCUAAAAGGGGGCCCUUCAACGAACCGAAAUUCAAUCACCUACGAUCGAAUCAGCGAUGACCCUAAUUUGUUUUCCAUCCCACUUCCAACACUGAUACGCAAGGUCGUGAUAUCAGUGCUGAAUGACAUUGAUUCUAGAUCGGAGUCGAUUUUGAAACUCACUGCGUUGACCGAAGAUUCAAGAAUGGCAGCGCCCGUCAAGUCAAUCCUGGCCGCUAUGAAAGCAUGUUAUGCAUCGGUCGAUGACAUUUUUUGUGCACCCCAUGCACCCCAAAUCCUUUCAACCACGCGAGGGUUGCUUUCUACACUGCACCAAGCUCUACAUGAGCAUCUGCACGCACGCUAUGGGAUUCGAGGAGCACGGAUGAUUUCAAGUAGUUUUCUCAACGAAUUGCCUCAAAUAUUCCUGUCAUGGAAAAGGAACAUUCAAACGUCUUCACAAAACAAAGCGUCCACCUUGGAUGGGAUAGUCCCUCUGGCAACAAGUAUCACCAACCUCGUAAAAUCAUCGCUGAAAGGGAGUCCUUCUAUGAACCGAAGUUCAAUUACCUACGAUCGAAUCAGCAUCGGCCCCAAUUUAUUUUACAUCCCACUUCCAACGCUGAUACGUAAGGUCGUGAUAUCAGUGCUGAAUGAAAUUGAUUCUAGAUCUGAGUCGAUUUCGAAACUUACCACGCUGAUUGAAGACCCAAUAAUAACAGGGCCCAUCAAGUUUAUUCUGAACGUUAUAAAAACCUGUUAUGCUCUACACGAGCAUCUGCAUGCAUGUUACGGAAUUCAAGGAGCACGGAUAAUCUCGAGUAAUUUCUCCAAAGAGUUUCCUCGUAUGUUUCCAUUAUGGGAACAAAGUAUUCGGAUGUCUUCGCAAAACGGAGUACCCCACGUGGAUAUCAUCAUUCUGACAACAGGUGUCACGAACCUUUUAGCAUCGUCGUUGAAACCACAUUCCCCAGACAACCAAAAUCCUUCAAUUACCUAUGAUCCAAUCGGCAACGACCCUAGUUCAUUUUCCAUCCCACUUCCAACACUGAUACGCAAGGUUGUGAUAUCAGUGCUGAAUGAGAUUGAUUCUAAAUCCGAGUCGAUUUUGAAACUUACCACGUUGAUUGAAGAUUCAAGAAUAACGGAGCCCGUUAAGUCUGUCCUGAACUCUAUAAAAACUUGUUAUACGUUGGUUGAUGACAUUUUUUGUGCGCGUGAUGCACCUCAAAUCCUUUCAUCCACACGAGGAUUCCUUUCUACACUGCAUCAGGCUCUGCAUGAACAUCUGCAUGCAUGCUACGGGGUUCAAGGAGCACGGAUAAUUUCAAGCAGUUUCCUCAACGGGUUGCCUCAAAUAUUUCUUUCAUGGGAACAAAACAUUCUGAUGUUUUCACAAAACCCAUCGUCUGCUAGUGCCAUGGAUGGGAUAAUCACUCUGAUAACGAGUAUCACCAACCUCGUAAAAUCGUCGCUGAAUGGGAAUCCUCCAGUGCAUCGAGAUUCUUCAAUUAUCUAUGAUCCAAUCGACAAUGAUCCCAGUUCAUUUUCCAUCCCACUUCCGACACUAAUACGCAAAGUUGUGCUAUCAAUGCUGAACGAAAUUGAUUCUAGAUCGGAAUUGAUUUUGAAACUUGCUGCCCUAAUUCAAGAUUCAAGGGUGAUGAGGGCCAUCAAGUCUGUCCUGAAUGUUAUAAAAAACCGUUAUGUGCGAGAACGUUUUCUCCGUCGAAUGUGCUUCAUCACUGAUUCCCAUUGAGCCAGAAGUCGGUGGAUGACAUUUUUUGUGCACCCCAUGCAACCCAAAUCCUUUCGUCCACGCGAGGAUUGCUUUCUAUACUGCAC